AUGCUUUUGUUCAAAGCUUGGACAAAAACUUCAUGGUUCCGGUUGGAGGUGCUAUCAUUGCUGGCUUUGAUGAUGAAUUCAUUAAGGAGAUCAGUAAAAUGUACCCUGGUCGCGCAUCAGCCUCCCCAUCUCUGGACGUGCUCAUCACUCUGCUCACCCUGGGGGCCAGCGGCUAUAAGAAACUCCUCUCUGAGAGAAAGGAGCUGUACACCCACCUGGCUCAGGAACUAAAGGCACUGGCUGAAAGGCAUGGAGAGAGACUGCUACAUACGCCACAUAACCCCAUAUCACUGGCUAUGUCUUUGGAUGGUCUUCAGUCAAGCUGUGAUAAAGCAGUUACCCAGCUGGGCUCCAUGCUGUUCACCAGACAGGUGUCUGGAGCCAGGGUUAUCCCUCUAGGGAUGAAGCAAACUGUGAGUGGGCACACAUUCCAUGGUUUCAUGUCACAUUCGGAUGCUUACCCAUGUCCAUACCUUAAUGCUGCUUCUGCCAUUGGCAUCACCAAAAAUGAUGUGGAGCUGUCGAUCAAAAAGCCGGACAAGUGCCACAAAGCCCUUAAGAAAGAGGGAAACAUUGAGAAAAAAGUGAGCUGGGGACACCAUCUGAAGGAUCAGAUGAACAAACGGUGCCCUGAAUCAAAUCCUAGCUUUAAAAGAUGUUCUGCGCAUUUAUCUUGGGAUCUGAGUGGAAUAAAAGACUCAGUAAACAAUUCUACUAUGAUCUGGAAUUGAGCAGUAGCUUUAGAGGGAAUGCUGAAUUUUUAGUUGAGGAUUGUUGGUCGUACUGUCAAGCCAAAGAGUGGAGUCUAGGUAGAGUAUGUGACUGAAGCUGCCUUAACUGGAAAAAAGGUUACAACUUUUUAACCUGCUUGACUUCAAAUUUUGAGUUCAUUGUACUUCAGAUAAUAAGUUG
Molecule: messenger RNA, 912 nt
Organism: Pygocentrus nattereri (red-bellied piranha)
Lineage: Eukaryota; Metazoa; Chordata; Actinopteri; Characiformes; Serrasalmidae
Product: O-phosphoseryl-tRNA(Sec) selenium transferase-like
Exons: 5
Coding region: 33-731 (232 amino acids)
Biological process (GO): selenocysteine incorporation; conversion of seryl-tRNAsec to selenocys-tRNAsec
Molecular function (GO): tRNA binding; O-phosphoseryl-tRNA(Sec) selenium transferase activity
Source: RefSeq, a predicted model, not a curated record